CACCGCCAACAACCACCGAAGAAGAGAGAAGGAAAAUGGCGUCUCACACUGACAAGACGGCKGAUAGUCAAUAAACUGAUAAAACAUACAGUUAGCUGUAGCAUUCUGAUCCACUGUUCAGGCUGAACCGCUUCUUCUUCGAAGUUUUCUCUUCGGUUUGAAGGAAAUAUGGAYGAUUCAAAACCUCGAUACAGCAAAAGACUGCGGGCUGGGACAAGGCGGCGCUACCACGAUGAUGGGAUCUCAGAUGAGGAUAUUGAUGGAAAGAGRUUGUUUGAUUUGGAGGAGAAAGUCAGCAGUCAGAGGUUUGGUUCUGACCUGAUUGUUCGCAUGGAGGGAAAAGGUAGCAGGCGCCUGAUAGAUGUGAUGGAUGUGAGCACUCAGAAGGGGACGGAGAUGUCCCUGGCCCAGUGGACACGUUACUUUGAAACCCCUCCGUGUCAGAGGGAGAGGCUGUAUAACGUCAUCAGUCUGGAGUUCAGUCACACCAAGCUGGAGGCCUUAGUGAACAGGCCCACCACAGUGGACCUCAUCGACUGGGUGGACAACAUGUGGCCGCGUCAUCUGAAAGAGAGACAGAGAGACUCAACCAAUUCCAUCAAUGACAUGCAGUACCCCAAAGUACAGAAGUACUGCUUGAUGAGUGUCCAGGGCUGCUACACAGACUUUCACAUCGACUUCGGCGGCACCUCGGUGUGGUAUCACAUCCUCAGAGGAAGCAAG
Messenger RNA from Austrofundulus limnaeus, 723 nucleotides. Its product is annotated as lysine-specific demethylase 2A. NCBI's taxonomy places the organism in Eukaryota, Metazoa, Chordata, Actinopteri, Cyprinodontiformes, Rivulidae. The record is from RefSeq and is a predicted model, not a curated record.